Messenger RNA from Helianthus annuus (common sunflower), 1256 nucleotides. Its product is annotated as L-idonate 5-dehydrogenase. The transcript is spliced from 6 exons. NCBI's taxonomy places the organism in Eukaryota, Viridiplantae, Streptophyta, Magnoliopsida, Asterales, Asteraceae. Bases 51 to 1136 code for a protein of 361 amino acids. The record is from RefSeq and is a predicted model, not a curated record. Gene Ontology annotation, molecular function: oxidoreductase activity, acting on the CH-OH group of donors, NAD or NADP as acceptor; zinc ion binding.
AAGUGUCCCAAGUUAAUGAUUGAUCAUCAGAUCACAUAUUUUGAAGAAAGAUGAUGCACACAGAAGAGAAUGAACAAGUGGAAGAGAUGAUGAACAUGGCAGCUUGGCUUCUUGGAAUCAAGAACCUCCAAAUUCAACCUUACCAUCUUCCUCCUCUAGGGCCUAAUGAUGUUAAAGUCCAGAUCAAAGCUCUAGGAAUUUGUGGUAGUGAUGUUCAUCACUUCAAGAACAUGCGGGUUGCAAAUUUCAUAGUUAAAAAGCCAAUGGUAAUCGGACAUGAGUGUGCUGGUAUCAUCAAAGAUAUAGGGUCCAAUGUGAAGUCUCUAGCAAUUGGUGAUCGAGUAGCAUUGGAGCCCGGAAUCAGUUGCCAGACUUGUAAUCUUUGCAAAAAUGGAACCUAUAACUUAUGCAAAAAGAUGAAGUUUUUCGGCUCUCCACCGACCAAUGGUUCUCUUGCAAAUCAGGUGGUUCAUCAUUCAAAUCUAGUGUUUAAGUUGCCGGAUAAUGUGAGCUUGGAAGAAGGGGCCAUGUGUGAGCCACUUAGUGUUGGUGUCCAUGCUUGUAGGCGUGCCGGUGUCAACCCAGAUACUAAAGUUUUGAUCGUUGGGGCUGGACCCAUAGGUCUUGUAACUAUGCUAGCUGCACGUGCGUUUGGAGCCCCACGAGUUGUAGUUGCUGAUGUGGAUCAACACCGAUUAUCGAUUGCAAAGAACCUUGGCGCAGAUGGGACCAUUCAAGUCUCUACAAACAUCCAGGAUCUAGGUGAGGAGAUAUCAAAGAUACACAAAAUCAUUGGUGAGAAUGUGGAUAUUAGCUUUGACUGUGUUGGGUUUGACAAAACCAUGUCAACAGCUUUGACCGCCACUCGGGCUGGCGGUAAAGUAUGCCUUGUGGGAUUGGGUCAGAGUCGGAUGACCAUCCCUUUGGUUGCUGCUGCUGCAAGGGAAGUUGAUGUUAUUGGGAUAUUUAGAUACAGGAACACAUGGCCACUCUGCAUUGAGCUUUUGAGAACCGGUAAGAUUGAUGUGAAGCCGCUUAUAACGCAUAGAUAUAAAUUCACUCAAGAAGAUGUCGAAAAGGCAUUUGAAACAAGCGCUAAAGGUGGUAGCGCGAUUAAGGUUAUGUUUAACCUUUAAAAUAGUUGUUAGCAUCAAUAUGACUGUUGCAAUAUAGAGUUAAAUACCCUAUUGUCAUUCACUCAUUCAGCUAUUUGGUUAUCUUUCAUGUAAUUAGCUAACACCAUGUUACUGAAUCAA